AUGCAGGAACGGGACGUCAAGAAGGAGCAGCAGCAGCUCGAGGACGAGGGAGAAGGGAGCGAUGAUGCUGCGGCGCUUAGGGAGCUCGCAGACAUCCUGCAGAGCAAGAACGAGGAGCUCGAGAAGGCGACGCGGCUGUACCAGCGAUCCAUCAUGCUGAACCCGUCGGACGUGCGAACGUUCUGCAACUACGGAAGGCUGCUGCAUUCCAGUGGGAGUUUCGAUGCAGCAGAGGAGAUGUACAACAAGGCCCUGGACCUCGACGACGACCAUGUCGACACUCUCAACAACUUCGCGGUGCUCCAGCACAGCGUGCGGGGGCGGCAGGAGGAAGCGGCUCGCAUGUACCGCAGGGUCCUCGAGCUUCGACCGAGCGACUCUCACUGCCACAGCAACUACGCGACGCUCCUCCUAGAGACCCACGGGCUCGGCGCCAUGGCAGAAGCAGAGGAGCAUCUUCGUCGCGCCAUGGAGCUCCGACCGGACGAUGCAGACGCUCUCUACAACUUCGCGGUGCUGCAGCAGGAGCUGCGCGGGGACAAGCACAAGGCGGAGGAGGCGCUCGAGCGAGUGAUGGCGCUGAACCCGCAGGACACGGCAGCGCUCUACAACUAUGCUGUGAUGCAGCUGGAGGAGGAGGAGGAGGGCAGGGGCAGGGGCAGGGCUGAGGCACUGUGCCGUGAGCUCGUUGAGCGGACACCAGAGGACGCAGACGCGCUCUCCUUCUACGCUGACCUGCUGGCGUUCAGGCGGCCGGAGGAGGAGCAAGACUUCACGUCGGCAGAGCGCCUGUACAGGAAGGCGCUGCUGCUGCAACCAUCGCACGUCGAGGUCCUCAUCAACUUCGGCGUGAUGCUCCUGCGAGCUCGGGAGCAGCCGGAGGAGGCGCUGGGCUGCUUCAAGCGCGCCCUCCUCCUCGUCCCCUCCCGCGAGAUCCUCGACAGGAACGGCCAGAGCGUCAAGCUGUCGGAGCUGUGCGAGCAGCUGGAGCAGGUGAUCAGUGACGGCCCAGGUAAGUGCCAACAGGAGGGAGUAAAGUAA
Messenger RNA from Guillardia theta CCMP2712, 1041 nucleotides. RefSeq lists its product as hypothetical. Gene Ontology annotation, biological process: RNA processing; protein O-linked glycosylation via mannose. The transcript has 5 exons. Gene Ontology annotation, molecular function: mannosyltransferase activity; protein binding. Gene Ontology annotation, cellular component: endoplasmic reticulum membrane. NCBI's taxonomy places the organism in Eukaryota, Cryptophyceae, Pyrenomonadales, Geminigeraceae. The record is from RefSeq and is a predicted model, not a curated record. The coding region runs from base 1 to 1041 and encodes 346 amino acids.